AUGAACACUGAGGGUUCAGCAAAUCCAAAUCGCACAUUCAGAUCACAUGAUCGUCACCGAGUGACUAGAGAUUCGCGGUGGGGUCUCAACAAUACCUUCAACCAAUCCACCCACUGCCUUCUUGAACCAAUUCCUGGUUAUCCGGUGCAAUUCAAUCUGUUGCAGAUGCUCGAGGCAUGGCCCAUUGAUGAAAUAAAUGGCCCUGAAGCGAGACAGGAUACCUCGUAUCAAAGCUUGUGUGUAUUUCAAUGGAGCAACGCACUUGAUCGAAAGAAGAUGGAGCGCUAUCGCAAACUGGAACUUCCAUUUAUCAUGGCAGGAGAUCCAGAAGUAUUAGAAGCCGCGCAUCGAUGGAACAAGCCCGGGUAUCUGGUCAAAAUGUUGGGUCAGAAUACAAAGUACACAACAGAAUACAGCCCCACGAAUCAUUAUAUCUACGUCAACCAAAUUCUGAAAGCUCGAUACAAGGGCGACCGGAAGAAAAGAAAGAGAAAUCCUGGACUACCGGAAGGUGGAAAAGAGGAGGACAAAACACUCAACAUAACGAACACAAUUGUACAAAUGACAUAUCUUGAGUGGCUAGCUCUCGCUCACGAAACAGAAAAUGCAACUAGGGCAACAUCAAGAGACGCGGGACCUCAAUCUGAUUCGGAGAAGCCUCACUGGUAUUUCAAAUUCAUGACUUGCGGAACUUAUGAAAAAGGUGAAUGUAAAAGCACAGCCAAUGUUACUACCUCAAGGCUUGCGACCCUAGGAACAGAACUCCGUUGUUUGUCGGAUCCGAAGUCUUUCUACAUUAUCGAAGCGGACAAGCAAAAGGGACGAAUCCAAUGUAAAUUUGGAAUGGCAGGGAUCACAUCACAAGCGCACUUUGAUACGCCCCGCAAUUUUCUAGUUCUUUUGGGUGGAAAACGGCGAUACAUUCUCAGUAGGCCUGGCAGUGGCAACUAUGCGAACUUUUACAUUCAUUCGGGCGCUCACCCAUCGGCCCGUCAUUCGGCAGUCAAUUGGAGUACUCCCAACCUCACAGAGCAUCCGAUGUUCGCCAAGGCCAGGGCUACAGAGGCUGUCUUGAAGACUGGUGAGGUGCUCUACAUACCUCCAAAGUGGAUUCACUCCAUUGUAUCCUUAUCAAUUACUAUGCAAUGCAACUCAUGGAGUGGAUCGAAGAACAACCGCUAG
Cylindrotheca closterium is the source of this 1182-nucleotide messenger RNA. NCBI's taxonomy places the organism in Eukaryota, Bacillariophyta, Bacillariophyceae, Bacillariales, Bacillariaceae. The record is from the annotation of a GenBank genome assembly.